UCCCUUCCCGACGCCUUUGGAGCCGCUGGCGAGCGACCCUUCUCCUCUCAGCGCCCCGGAGCCGCCGGGCGGAGCGGGGUGGCCGCGAUGGCCACCGUCGUGGUGGAAGCGGAGUCGGAGCCCUCCUGCAGCAUCCCCAACCCCACUUCGCCCAGCCUCUCCCACCGCUUCCUGGACAGCAAGUUCUACCUGCUGGUGGUCAUCGGCGAGCUCGUGACCGAGGAGCACCUGCGGCGGGCCAUCGCCAACAUCGAGCGAGGGAUCCGGUCAUGGGACACAAACUUGGUUGAAUGCAACUUGGAUCAAGAACUGAAACUCUUUGUGUCUCGACAUUCAGCUCGUUUUUCUCCAGAGGUUCGAGGUCAGAAGAUUCUUCACCACAGAAGUGAUGUUUUAGAAACUGUUGUCCUGAUCAAUCCCUCAGAUGAAGCUGUUAGUACUGAGGUGCGCUUAAUGAUCACAGACGCUGCAAGACACAAGCUACUUGUACUAACUGGACAGUGCUUUGAAAACACAGGAGAACUCAUUCUUCAGUCAGGGUCUUUCUCCUUCCAGAACUUCAUUGAGAUCUUCACGGAUCAAGAGAUUGGUGAAUUAUUGAGCACCACACACCCUGCCAACAAAGCCAGCCUAACUCUUUUCUGCCCAGAGGAGGGGGACUGGAAAAACUCCAACCUUGACAGACACAACCUUCAAGACUUUAUUAACAUUAAACUCAACUCAGCUUCCAUAUUGCCAGAAAUGGAAGGACUCUCUGAAUUCACAGAGUAUCUGUCAGAAUCAGUAGAAGUGCCAUCCCCUUUUGACAUUUUGGAACCUCCAACCUCAGGAGGCUUCCUAAAACUCUCGAAACCCUGCUGCUACAUUUUCCCAGGGGGAAGAGGGGACUGUGCACUGUUUGCCGUGAAUGGAUUCAACAUGCUUAUCAAUGGAGGAUCUGAAAGAAAAUCUUGCUUUUGGAAACUUAUCCGGCACUUGGACAGAGUAGAUUCUAUUCUGCUCACUCAUAUUGGAGAUGACAACCUGCCAGGAAUCAAUAGCAUGCUUCAACGGAAGAUAGCCGAACUAGAAGAGGAGCAAUCACAAGGGUCGACUACCAACAGUGACUGGAUGAAAAACCUGAUCUCACCUGAUUUAGGAGUUGUAUUCCUUAAUGUACCAGAGAACCUGAAGAACCUGGAUCCCAACUUUAGAGUAAAAAGGAGUGUAGAAGAAGCUUGUUUUACUCUCCAGUAUUUAAAUAAAUUGUCUUUGAAACCAGAACCUCUUUUCAGAAAUAUGGCAAGUACCAUUGACCCCAUCAUUUUAUUUCAGAAAAUGGGAGUUGGCAAACUUGAGAUGUAUGUGCUUAACCCUGUCAAAAACAGCAAAGAGAUGCAGUAUUUUAUGCAGCAGUGGAGUGGUACUAACAAGGAUAAAGAUGAAUUCUUGUUACCAAAUGGCCAAGAACUAGACAUUCCAUUAUCCUACUUCACUUCCGUCUCAUCCCUGAUUGUGUGGCAUCCAGCUAAUCCCGCAGAGAAAAUAAUCCGAGUUCUGUUUCCUGGAAACAGUACUCAAUAUAAUAUUUUAGAAGGACUAGAAAAACUCAAACACUUAGACUUCCUUAAACAACCCAUGGUUACACAAAAAGAUCUAGCAGGGAACAUUGCUAGUCCGUCUGUGAAACAAGCAAAGUUGAAACAACGAACAGACAGCAAAGAGAGUCUCAAACCUUCUUCAAAGACACCACCAAGCAAGCCUGUCCGAAAGGAAUCUAAAGAAGAAACAGUGGAGCCUACAAAGCCUAGUCCAGCACCAGAAAAGCCUCAGAAAUUGGAAAACAAAGAAAAAAUUCCAGUUAAGAAAGAGAAACCAGCAAAACUGGAGACCAAACCUACAGUGGCAGAAAAAGAUGUAACAAGUAAAGAAGAACAAUUAGUAAAAUCUGAAAUUCCUGAAAAACAAACUACAGAUGUAAAACCAAAAGUGCCAAAGGAGAAGCUCGUGAAAAAGGAAGUCAAAGCAAAACCUGAAGAAAAGAAAGAGGAAAAAGAAAAACCAAAGAAAGAGUUGUUGAAAAAAGAGGAGAAAACACCCAUCAAAAAAGAGGAAAAACACAAAAAAGAAGAGAUCAAAAAAGAAGUUAAAAAAGAGGUGAAAAAGGAAGAGAAGAAGGAAGCUAAGAAGGAAGUAAAGAAAGAAUCUCCACCAAAGGAAGCUAAAAAAGAAGCUAAAAAAGAAGAGAAGAAGGAGAUUAAGAAGGAAGAAAAAGAAGCCAAAAAGGAUGUCAAAAAGGUUCCUAAGGAAACAAAGAAGACAGCUACUCCUUCAUCUGAAGCCAAAAAGUCAGCAGCAAAGCCUAAACCACAAAAGAAGGAGGAACCUGCUAAAAAAGAAGCAGUACCUGCUGGAAAGCCAAAGGAAAAGGGAAAAGUCAAGACUGUGAAGAAGGAGAUCAAAGUCAGUGGAGCACAAGCUGCCCUUGCAGCAGCUGGAGUUGCUGCCACAGCUGUUGCAGCUGCAGAAAUUAUAGCCAGUGGAAAGAAACUUGAAGCAGAGAGAUCCCUUAUGUCUUCACCAGAGGAUUUAACAAAAGAUUUUGAGGAAUUAAAAGCUGAAGAAGUAGAAACAAUAAAAGAAACAAAACCUCAAGUUCCACUUAUAGAGGAUGAACUGAAACUCGCCAGCACGGUACAAAAAGAAGCCUUUGAAGUACAAAAAGAAAAAUUAGAUAACGAAGGACCUGCUGAGUCCUCUGAUGAAGGCAUAACUACCACAGAGGCUGAGGGUGAGUGCGAACAGACACCUGAAGAACUGGAACCUGUGGAAAAGCACAGAGUUGAUGACAAUGAAAAGUUUGAAGAUGAGGGAACUGGCUUGGAAGAAUCAUCCGAAGCAGGAGAUUAUGAUGAAAAGGCAGAGACAGAAGAGGCUGAAGAACGAGGUGAAGAUGAAGAAGAAAAAACACCACUGGACUCGACAAAACUCUAUAUGGACACACCAAGAAAAAAUGAAAAAAGCUCAGAAAAAACAAUGGUUGAAGCAGAUGCUAACAUUGAAGAUGAAAAGUAUAUUGAAAAGGCAGAUUUUGAGGCAUCAGAUGAACGGGCUGAGGAAGACAGGGGAGAAGCAAUAGAAAAAGCAGAAACUGAAGAGACUGAAGAAGAUGGGGAAGACAAAGCAGAAGAUGCCAGAGAUGCAGAGGAAACUUCAAAAACAGAAGCUGAAGAAGAUUAUGUGAUGGCUGUGGUAGACAAAGCUGCAGAAUCUGGUGAAGUUGAAGAUAAAUAUGGCCUGCUUAUAAUUACACCAACAAAGUGCUCAGAGCUUCAGUCUCCAGCAGUUGAACCAGCGUCUUCUAUCCAUGACGAGACAUUGCCUGGUGGUUCAGAAAGUGAAGCCACUGUUUCUGAUGAAGAAAAUAGGGAAGAUCAACCUGAGGAAUUCACAGCUACUUCAGGUUACACACAGUCUACCAUUGAAAUAUCCAGUGAACCAACUCCAAUGGAUGAAAUGUCAACACCCCGGGAUGUCAUGAGUGAUGAAACUAAUAACGAGGAAAGUGAGUCACCCUCUCAGGAGUAUGUGAACAUUACCAAGUAUGAGACAUCACUGUACUCUCAAGAGUUUGGCAGACCUAAACUUUCUCCACUUCCAGAUGCUUUUAAUGGAUUGUCUGAAGGAUCCAAAACAGACGCCACGGAAGGCAAAGACUAUAAUGCUUCAGCUUCCACCAUCUCACCACCUUCUUCACUAGAGGAAGACAAAUUUUGCAAAUCUGCAUUCCAAGACAUGUACCAGCAAAAAGAAAGUGAAAUCCAAGGCACUGCCAAAUUAGAAAUCAAAGAACCCUAUCAAGAAGAUGUUGGUGGAAAACGUAGUCCAGCCAAGAGUCCAGCUGACAGUUUGUCCCCUCCAUCACCUGUUGCCAAAACACCACUGGGUGAACGUAGUGUGAACUUUUCACUCACUCCCAAUGAGAUCAAGGUUUCAUCUGAGCCUGUCCCCAUUGCCACAUUGCCUAAUGUGCAUCAAGAAGUUGCUGAAGAGCACUGUGCAAGCCCUGAAGAUAAAACAUUAGAAGUAGCAUCUCCCUCACAGUCUGCUGCUGGUAGUGCUGGCCACACACCCUAUUAUCAGUCUCCCACUGAUGAAAAGUCCAGUCAGCUUCCCUCUGAAACCAGUGAAAAGUCAACAGAAGCUCCUGUUAGCUUUGCGUUCACUGAAGACAAAGAUGAGACUGCAAAACCCAGAAUAAGCCCUAUGGAUGAGCCAGUGCCAGAUUCAGAAUCUCCUUUUGAGAAGGUUCUCUCACCUCUGCGAAGUCCACCACUGAUAGGGUCAGAGACCAGUUACGAUACACUCUUGAGUGCUGAUUUAAAGUCUCCCACCAGAGGUUACGGAAGUCUUUCUGGGGAGAAACCUGACAAAGAGAAAUCCCCUGUUCAGAUGAGCCCAGCUUCUGAAGCUAGUUCUGUGGGCCUUUUCCAAGAAAAACAAGAUGAAAAAAGCAUGGAGUUUAUGGUAAUUAAGGAAAACUUCAGCCUAGAAAGGAAAAUGGAGGACACAGAAGCCAGCAGCUCCCAGUCAUCGUUGGCCUUGGAUGAGCGGAAGUUUGCAGGUGAUCUCUCACCUACUCAAAUAGAUAACAGUCAGUUUGGUUCUUUAAAAGAAGAUACCAAAAUGUCAAUUUCUGAAGGCACUGUUUCUGACAAGUCUGCAACUCCUGUUGAUGAGGUUGUAGCAGAAGACACCUAUUCCCACAUAGAAGGAGUGGCUUCUGUUUCUACAGCAUCUGUCGCAACUAGUUCAUUUCCAGAACCGACUACUGACGAUGUAUCUCCUUCUUUGCAUGCUGAGGUUGGAUCUCCUCACUCUACCGAAGUUGAUGAUUCCCUUUCAGUGUCAGUUGUACAGACACCAACAACUUUCCAGGAAACAGAAAUGUCUCCAUCUAAGGAAGAGUGCCCAAGGCCCAUGUCAAUUUCUCCACCAGAUUUCUCACCUAAAACUGGAAAAUCAAGAACACUAGCAAAUGAUCACAGAUCUCCUGAGCAGGCAACCAUGUCAGUAGAAUUUGGUCAGGAGUCCCCUGAGCAGUCUUUAGCAAUGGACUUCAGUAGGCAAUCUCCAGAGUAUCCUACUCUAGGCACUGGUAUACACCAUAUAUCUGAAAAUGGGCCAACAGAAGUAGACUAUAGCCCUUCAGAUAUGCAGGAGCCUACUUUUGCACGUAAGAUUUCCCCCGUGGAGCACUCAUCUUACUCUCAGGAGAAAGAUAUUUCUGAAAUAAUUUCAGUUUCUCAAAUUGAAGCUUCAUCCUCAACUUCAUCAGCUCAUACACCUUCCCAGGUAACUUCACCAUUGCCAGAGGAAACUUUUUCAGGUACUGUUCCUCCCAGAGAUAUAUCACUACAUUCUCCUUUUACCUCAGAAAAGGUGCAGAGCCUAGGAGAAAAGCUGUCACCGAAGUCUGACCUAUCUCCAUUAACUCCAAGAGAAUGCUCUCCUCUGUACUCUCCUACUUUUCCAGAUUCACCCCCUGCAAUCAAAGAAGUGGUGUCAGCUAGUCACGCACCUUCGUUGUCACUGCAGGUGUCCUCUGUCAAAGCAUUUGGUUACCAGGACCCCCUAACAAAGCACAGUCCAGAACCUUUAUUCAGCCCAGGAAAAGAAGAUUCAGAGAAGAGCAGCAGGUCACCAGAAGAAAUGAGUUAUUCUUAUGAGAAAACUACUAGGUCACCAGAGGAUAUUAGCUACUCCUACGAGGCAGCUGGAAAAUCUACUCGAUCACCUCAGUCUACAGAUUAUUCCUAUGAGGCAACCAGGGAAAUGACCAGAUCUCCUGAGGCCACAGAUUAUUCUUAUGAGGUGACAGGGAAAACCACCACAUCACCAAGGUCCAUGGAUUAUUGCUAUGAGAUGACUGGGAAGACCACCAGGUCACCUGAGGCCACAGCGUACUCAUAUGAGAGAAGUGGGAAAUCUACCAGAUCACCCGAUGCUAUGGAUUACUCCUAUGAGACAACAAGGAAAGCCACUAAGUCACCAGAAGCCAUUAGCUACUGUUAUGAAACACCUGGGAGAACCAGCACAUCACCAGAGGCCAUGGCUUACUCCUAUGAGACAACUGGGAAAGCCUCCAGUUCACCUGAAGCCACAGAUUACUCAUUUGAGACAAACGGGAGAGCCACCAGGUCACCCAAAGCUUCUGGCUAUUCCUAUGAAGCAAGCGGACGUUUCACUCCAGGGAAAUCGCCAGCGGAAUCCCGUCAGGAUGUCGACUUAUGCCUUGUGUCCUCUUGCGAAUACAAACAUCCCAAAACUGAACUUUCACCCUCGUUUAUCAACCCAAACCCCCUUGAGUGGUUUGCAAGUGAAGAUCAGUCUCAAGAUCAAGAGAAGCUGUUAACUCAUUCCGGGGGAACCCAGCCCCCCUCGGGAGGAAAGCAGCAGGGACGGCAAUGUGAUGAGACUCCCCCCACAUCCGUGAGUGAGUCUGCUCCAUCUCAGACCGAUUCAGAUGUUCCCCCAGAGACAGAGGAGUGUCCUUCCAUCACUGCAGAUGCUAACAUUGACUCGGAAGAUGAGUCAGAAACCAUUCCAACGGACAAGACAAUUACAUACAAACAUAUUGACCCGCCACCUGUCCCAAUGCAGGAUCGCAGCCCUUCUCCUAGGCACCCUGAUGUUUCCAUGGUUGACCCAGAGGCUCUGCCUGUUGAUCAGAAUUUAGGUAAACCUUUAAAGAAGGACCUCAAGACAAAGACAAAAAAACAAGGUACUAAGGCCAAGUCAUCUUCUCCUGUUAAAAAAAGCGAUGGUAAAUCGAAGCAAGUGGCUUCACCAAAGCCAGCUAUAAAAGAAUCUUUGGACAAAGUUUCCAAAACAGCUUCUCCAAAAACCAAGAAUUCUGUGGAGAAGGCAACCAAAAUUAUCUUUAGUCCAGAACUAAAGUCCCAAAUGGAAGUGAAAGAUAAGGACACCAAGAAUGCUGCAAAUACAACAACAUCCAAGUCAGCAAAGACUGCAACUACAGGACCUGGGAAUGCUAAGGUAGCAAAAUCUACAGGAGUGCCUCCAGGACCUCCGGUGUAUUUGGAUCUGGUGUACAUUCCCAACCACAGCAAUAGCAAGAAUGUCGACGUUGAGUUUUUCAAGAGGGUGCGUUCAUCCUACUAUGUGGUGAGCGGGAACGAUGCUGCAGCUGAGGAGCCAAGCAGGGCUGUUCUGGACUCCCUGCUGGAGGGCAAGGCACAGUGGGAGAGUAACAUGCAGGUGACCUUGAUCCCAACCCAUGACUCAGAAGUGAUGAGGGAAUGGUACCAAGAGACCCAUGAGAAACAGCAGGACCUCAACAUCAUGGUUUUGGCAAGCAGCAGCACUGUUGUUAUGCAAGAUGAAUCUUUUCCUGCAUGCAAGAUUGAAUUGUAAGAACGAGACCAUGUACCACAAGACUAGACUUUGUUUCCAGAAAUUCUUCCAUUUGAAAACAUAUUUUCUAAAAAUUCAACCUAUCUAUUUCAACUGCUGAACUAUAUACCUGCCAAAUGCUAAUACUGUGUCACAGUGAUGCAAGUCACUAACAUUUUUAAGUCUUUGCUGAUUGCUAAGGGGAAAAAAACCACCCAGUAUUAAACGUUAAAUUAAAUUUUAAUUAAACAUUAAAAACAGGGUUAAGAUUCCUGCAAAAAUACAGAUCCAGUCUCAUCUCCGCUGAACAUUUGGAAACCAUGCACUAACAACCUCAACUGACUUCUGCCAGGUAGAGGCAUUUGCCCUCUAGAGAAACACAGAGUGAAAGAGAGGGGUAGGAGGAGAAAGUGACAAAUAAUUAGAUCUGCAUUCGUUUUAUGGCAAUAGAUGUAUCGCUUACUACAGCCUGUUUAUGCUCUCACGUGAAAACAAAGCUUUAAAUUUGCAUCAAUCUGAGCUAUUGCAAGGGGGAUCCUUUUUUAUACAGAAUUUACUUAGCUAGAAAAUAAAAAUAAAUAGAACAUGGCUAGGAAGGGAUGUACAACCUAAACGCUCAUCAGCAGUUCUCCACUUUAAUUUGAACUCUGUAUACUGACAUACCAUAACAAUCAUAGGCCAAAUAUGCAUGUAAUAUGCACUUGUCCAGAAAUCUAAAACCUUUAGUUCAACAUGCAGAAUUGUUGUUCUAAGGCAUGCUUCCAGUGAAAGUCCACUCACUCCAGCCAGAACUGAUCGGUCCACAUGCUUAAAAACCCAUGUCCACUGUCAAUUAACUGAAGCAAAAUACCAAAGCAUUUGGGAGUACAUACAGUAGACAAUUUGCCUUAGAAAGUUACUUGAAUGUACAAAGAAACUUGAUGCACUUAUUUCAUAGAAUAAUUUUAGUUGAAAAAGGCCUCUAAGGUCAAGUCCAACUGUUAGCACUGCUGAGUCCACCACUAAACCAUGUCUCCAACUGUCACAUCAAUGCAUCUUUUAAAUAAAUCCAAGAGAAGUGACUCAACCACUUCCCUGGGCAGCCUGUUCCAGUGCUUGACAACCAUUUUGGUAAAUAAAUUCUUCCUAAUGUCCAGUCUAAACCUCUGCUGGUGCAGCUUGAGGCUUUUGCCUCUUGCCUUGUUGCUUGUUGCGUGGAGCAAAAGACCAACUGCCACCUCGCAACAAUCUCUUUUCAAGUAGUUCUAGAGAGUCAUCAUGUCUCCCCCAACCCCAGUCUCCUCCAGGCUGAACAGUUCCCUCACCUCAGUUCCCUCAGCUUCCUCCCCAUCAGACCUGUGCUCCAGACCCUUCACCAGCUUCAUUGCCUGUUUCUGGACACUGUCCAGCACCUCGGUGUCCUUCUUGUAGUAAAAGGCCCAAAACUUAACACAGCAUUCAAGGUGUGGCCUCCCCAGUGCUGAGUACAGGGGGACAAUCACUUUUUUAAUGUUGAGAUAGCAAAUUUAUUAAACAUCUGUGCAGGAUCAUAGUUAAACCAUUAAAGAACUGUGAGUGUGCAUGUGCAGUUUUAGAAACCUAUUUGACUGGUCAAAUGGCAUGGUGCUAUGAGUCAGUUAUAGAAACACUUCAUCGAUGCACCUGGGCAGCUCAGCAAGCCAAGGUGCGCAUUUUUUUCAUAAUGUGGAAGCAAGAUUGAAGUGGUAUCCAGUAUCAGAGUCACAAAACAUUUAGAAUGAUGAAAAAGGUCACCUGUGAGCCUGUACGGUGUUCAACCUUCCUUUGUGAUACAUUAUUUUAUUUGUUUAAUUUAAGAGUGAAUAUGGGAGCAAAUGUACAGAAACCUUUUUUUUAGUGCUGUGUGAACUUU
This is a messenger RNA of Colius striatus (speckled mousebird), 9265 nucleotides long. It is a transcript of the gene MAP1B, whose product is annotated as microtubule associated protein 1B. The coding region runs from base 88 to 7416 and encodes 2442 amino acids. Gene Ontology annotation, cellular component: microtubule associated complex; dendrite; synapse. The record is from RefSeq and is a predicted model, not a curated record. Gene Ontology annotation, molecular function: microtubule binding; actin binding. NCBI's taxonomy places the organism in Eukaryota, Metazoa, Chordata, Aves, Coliiformes, Coliidae. The transcript is spliced from 7 exons. Gene Ontology annotation, biological process: dendrite development; regulation of microtubule depolymerization; microtubule cytoskeleton organization.